CGACUCGCCUCUCACCUUUUCGCCAUAAAAGAAUUCCUGUUUUUUAAUCGAGAGAAAAGAAAAGCCGAAACGAUGUCGUCUGGGAAGAAGAUAACUCUGAAGAGCAGCGACGGAGAGCCGUUUGAGGUGGAUGAAGUGGUGGCGUUGGAGUCGCAAACGAUUAAGCAUAUGAUUGAAGACGACUGCGCCGGCUCUGGUAUUCCGUUACCUAACGUCAACAGCAAGAUCUUGGCGAAGGUGAUCGAGUACUGCAAGAAGCACGUUGAAACCCCUAAAUCUGAGGGUAGUAAUAAUACUAGUGCUGAUGAUGAUGUCAAGGCUUGGGAUGCUGAUUUUGUCAAAGUUGAUCAGGCUACUCUCUUUGAUCUUAUUCUGGCUGCGAACUAUCUGAACAUAAAGGGACUACUGGACUUGACAUGCCAGACUGUAGCAGACAUGAUCAAAGGAAAGACUCCUGAGGAGAUCCGGAAAACAUUCAACAUCAAGAAUGACUUCACCCCUGAGGAGGAGGAAGAGGUUCGUCGUGAGAACCAGUGGGCAUUUGAAUGAACUACUUGAAGAUGGAGUGAUGGGGCUGAUUAGUGAAUCUUUCUUUUGGUUAAUGUAGAUGCAACAUUAGACUUGAGCCUCGGUUUUAAUUAUUACUUAUUUCUGACUUAUUUUGCGCUUAUGAUGUAAAUAAUACCUUGGUUUUGUGGUUAAUCGUUUUAUCUUAAUUUAUGUCAUUUGCAUCA
This is a messenger RNA of Mercurialis annua (annual mercury), 734 nucleotides long. Its product is annotated as SKP1-like protein 1A. The record is from RefSeq and is a predicted model, not a curated record. Gene Ontology annotation, cellular component: nucleus; cytoplasm. The transcript is spliced from 2 exons. Gene Ontology annotation, biological process: SCF-dependent proteasomal ubiquitin-dependent protein catabolic process. Gene Ontology annotation, molecular function: cullin family protein binding. Bases 73 to 549 code for a protein of 158 amino acids. NCBI's taxonomy places the organism in Eukaryota, Viridiplantae, Streptophyta, Magnoliopsida, Malpighiales, Euphorbiaceae.